UUCUUUCUGGUGGUAAAUCGGAAUACUGUUCAGUUCGGCAAUAAAAGACAGGCUUCUCUGUGGUAUGUGUCAUCUGUUUGUUUACAAAAUUUUCGGACCUUUGAAUGCAAACGAUGCGACGAAUAGAAGUAUUAACAGAAUUAACAGAAGAUCAAGGGUGAUUAAUUGCCUUUUAUGAAUGUCAUCUGGACACUUUAUGUACAUCUCGUGUUAUAUCCGCCCUAAGUGAAUACUCGUCGCAAGAAGGUAACGUAACCUAACGUAACCUCAAAGAUACGGUCCGGUGCAUAAAUAGUGCACGAAACAUAGCGAUGAUGGAAGUUGGAUUUGCAAGUACUUUCGAUUAAUGGUGUGCAUUCGACAAACAACUCGCUAUCGGUGACUGGGAAUCCUCUAGAUGGAUAAUGAGUGAGUCCGAUGAUACGGACAUCCUGCUCCUGAUCCCGCCCGAUAUAUUCCACGUCCCGUCUUCCGACUCGGACGUCAGCUCGAGCGAUCUCGCGAGAACAGAUUGCGGGAAGGCUGGCGUUAUCUCGGAGCUGGUGGAGCACAUGCAAUCGCUCGAAUCUCGAAUCUCCGCCAUCGAGUUCAGAGACAAUAGCUUGGAGGUGUCCGUAUUGAAUAAUUCCUUAGAUUCUCACGAAGCCUAUAGCGGCACGUGCCACCCUUAUUAUCGGCAGACUUUACCCAGAACCAAGUUCUCCGUAAGUCAAAGCGCCAGUUUGCAAAAUACCCCCGUGAAACCUCGCCAGUGUCUCUCUGUUCCUGCUACUCCUAGUGGACAUACAUCGCAAACCUGUGCUAAUUCUUUGAGGGAUGACAUGCGAUUGGAACGUUGUUCCUUGAUAGCCUCUGUUGCUAAAUCAACUACUACUACUACUGUUACUACUACCACCACUACUAUCACCACCACCACUAACACUCUCGCUCGGGCCAAGCAUGAUGCUGUAACGUCGUACACCGACUCCUACGUGGUGUCUCCUCCUGCUUCCUGUGGUACUGGGCUUCCGCAUGUCACUGCUAUGUCCGCGAAAAAGGGAUCUCAUUUGUCUCUCCGUUCGGACGAUUACUGUACAGAUAAAAUUCAUUCUUGUCCCAAACCUCGUGAUUCAUUGCAUUCCAUGAUAUUCGCAUCAAACUUAUCUAACGCCUCAAUAGGUCAGCAGCAUACCUGUACUAGAAUAGUGCAAGAGAUGGAACUAUCUGAAGUUGAUGAAUUGCUUCAAGAGAUGGAAGCCACCGAGUUAGAAUUAGCAAAAAGAAUAAAUAACACUGGCGGAUAUCAAUAUCGCAAUGAACCGAUUCAGUCGAUGUCUUUGACUCGAACAGCUGAUAGCACAGAUGGUCAAGAAAAAGAGACGCAAUCUAAGCUCAGUGGGACAAAUCGAAGACUAGACUUUCAAUCGUGCAAUAAAGAGUCUCAACCGACCGAUGUUUUGUCAGCAUUUUGCCAAAAGAAAUCAAACAAUGCAUUCCCCGAUAUAUCGUUACCAUAUAGUAAUUCAUUCCACCUAGACGAGACUGAUAAAAUGAUUUCUGAAUUUAAAACAUGGGAACAAAGUCUUCAGCAAUCCGUUCCGCGGCCGAACGGUUAUACAACGGAAAAUGUAAAAAGUACAGAUCACUCGUCUAAUGUGUUAUCUGCCACGAUUAGCGUCACUAAACCGAGGGAAUCAACGAUGAAUCAAAGUAAUCAAAGUAAUUUGUAUACAAAAGAAGCGAGUACAAGUAACGGGCUGAUUCAGUCAAAAUCUUCAACUAUGAAAGCAGAUCCUGCAUCAUGUGUUACUGAAUCAAAGAAAUUGGCUGAUCUUGUAUCAACGAAAACUGUGCAAUAUAGUAAUCCGGAUCGUUUGUUGGAUCUUCGCAAAGUGCCACAGCGUAACGGAAAUUUACACGAUGAUAAAGAAGGAUCUGAACUUGCUAAAAGUACUGUACACGUUGGAACAAAUACAGAUAUUCAAUUAAGAAAAUGUCAGCGACUCUUAUCACUCUCGGAUUUCUGGGAUAUUAAUCCAACUAGAUCGCAAGAAGAAACCUUCAAGAUCAAGCUAGAAGAGGAAAAAUUUCGCAGAGAGCAUUGUGAGCAUCUGAUUCAAGAACUUCAGAAACGCCUGCUGGAGCAACAGGAGAAAGUGGCAGUAGCGGUUAGGGUAGAUAAUGAGAAAAAUGUCUUGAUAUCUCAAUUUCAUGCAGCUUGGUUAAAGUUAAAGCAGCAAGUCGGAAUAAUUGAAACUGAGCAGAGAAACUCGCAAACUAAUCUGCAAAAUAUUACGGAGAAGCAUCAAUCCGAGGUCACGGAAUUUCAGUCUCAAAUCAAACGUCUCGAGCGAGAACUGUCGAAAGCCUUAGAUUUAGCGGCCGGAUAUAAAGAGAAGAGUGACGCCACGACCAAAGAGAAAAUCGACUUGCUGAAGACCCAUGCGGACGAAUUAGAAAGUUACAAAUCUUUGGUCCAAGAGGCGGAAAAUAGAUACGAGCAAAUGAAAACAGAAUUCAAUGCGUUCCUGGAAAAAAACCAACAGAGAGAGGAGACAUUGAGGACCGUGCAAUCGGAAUUGAAUAAGGAACGUUUAAGGGAGACUGAAGUGCGAAACGAGAUGAUACUCAUCCGUAAAGCGUUGGACACGUGCGAAGCUGAAUUGAUAGUACUCAAACAGGAGAAGGAGCAUAUGCAGCUCAAGCUCAAAGAGGAGAUUAACAGAAAUUCUAUUUUACAACAAAGAAAUUCGUCGUUGCUCAUAUCUGUCGACGAUGCCAAGAAAGCAGAAAAACUAGCAAAGGAUGAAAUCAAGUCUGUUGCGGAGCAAAAGGAAAAGAUCAAGGCGGAAUUGCAGGAAGUUUAUCAGAAGCAGGUGGACGAGGUGGUGAAGACGAAACUACAAGAAUUUCAGACGCAACUCGACACCGCCGAGUCCGAAUUUUUAGAAGAGAUGAAAACGAGGCAGCAAGUUAUAGCCGAAUGCGCUGCUAGAAAAAUUAAGGAUGUCAUUGACAAACAUCGUUUGGAGAUAAACUUAUUAGAGGAGAAACACAAAGAGGAAAAACGGUUGUGCGAAUUACAAUUGGCUCAAGCUUUGCAGAGAUCGUCUAUGCUGGAGACACAUUUGAAUUCUCAGCGCGCAAACAAGUCUCAACUUGCGGAACAGCUACAUUCAGUCAUGCAGAAACAAUGGCAGCAAGCUUUACACAUUAUAUCCGGUGGUAAUACGGACAAUUUAGCUCCGAUUCAAAGAAUUUACGCGGAAAAAUCCUUUGACUCGACCAAAGGCCCCGUGAAGUCCGAAUCAAUGCCAAAUUGUUACACUAAACUUUCCCAGGAACCGAUAAGGUACGCAACGCAAUUGUUGGAGACGCAAAAUUCGACAGCUGCGCAACACCUUGACGAUCAGAACGAAAGCGCGAUCACGUUGAAUUCUAUCGAAAAUACGCCGUUGACCAGUAGAAACAGCUCGAAAGACGAUCUGCGGAGAUACGUGAAAAUGAUCGCAGAAAUGCAGUUGGCAAGAGAAGAUAUUACCAAAUACAGAAACUCCAUUUCGAGUCCGCCGUUAGUGUGCAGAGAAGUGCCGCGAAAACAUUACUUGAAGAAAGAAUUGAACAUCAAGAGCGAGGAUAGCAUUUCAUGGCAGCCAAUUCCCGAGACUUGUACGCUCGGUGACGUUGACGAGAACAUGCCUAUCUCGCAGAAAAUGGCUGUAAAAACGGAUCAGCAGAGAAAUAAGCCCCCAUGGAAAUGACGUGUAACUUACGACAACGUCGACGAUACCGAAGGCGUCGAUGAGCUCGAUCGCAUUAGCUGAAUUCGAUACAGUGUAAUUUACCUAGCAGUAACGCCAAUUUUUUUACGACAGAUUCUAAUAUCUAUUUUUCAACACGAAGAGAAUUUAAUAAAAAGAUCUUUUACAUGCA
Messenger RNA from Harpegnathos saltator (Jerdon's jumping ant), 3912 nucleotides. It is a transcript of the gene Cnb, whose product is annotated as centriole duplication and spindle assembly protein centrobin. The transcript has 8 exons. The coding region runs from base 405 to 3740 and encodes 1111 amino acids. Gene Ontology annotation, biological process: mitotic cytokinetic process; centrosome separation; centriole replication. NCBI's taxonomy places the organism in Eukaryota, Metazoa, Arthropoda, Insecta, Hymenoptera, Formicidae. The record is from RefSeq and is a predicted model, not a curated record. Gene Ontology annotation, cellular component: centrosome; centriole.